AUGCCUCAUCCACAACCAGACCAACAUGUACACAUUCCCAAUAUCAGGCUAACGCCUGCUCACACGUUAGGGCGUAACAAACAUUUGACUGACAGUUUGAGGCUGACCCCCAUACCCCUCGGAUUCAAGGGCCCUUCUAACAUCGCCACGUAUGUUGGCGACGCCGAUCCUUUUGAGUGGAUCCAGAAAUUCGAAGAAGCUAUGACACUCCAAGGCGAAACAGACCUUCUCAUGUGCAGGACUUUCCCAACACUUUUGGGAGGGAGAGCGCUGACAUGGUACACCACCCUACCAACUGGCAGCAUCGCGUCCUGGGAUGAUCUAGCAAGCAAGUUCCAGUCCCAUUUUGUAACUAGCCGCCAUGUGCCAAAGUCCGUCCAUUCCCUUGAGAAGAUUCGACAACAAUCGGGCGAGUCCCUUAGAUCCUUUCUUGACCGUUUUGAUAAAGAGGCCCUACAAGUGCAAGGCCUAGACCCAAAGGUGCAGGUACAUAUACUCCUGUCAGGCUUACGACAAGGAGAGUUCGCGUCUGAACUUGCUCGUCAUGAGAUUACUGACUUAGAAGAAGUCAGGGAAAAAGCACAAGAAUUCAUGAGAAUUGAAGAAUACAAAGGGAGCCGAGCUGGUGACUCCCACAAUCAAGAAAGGACGGUCAGUAAGGGAAAGAACCACACUGAUGAAAGUAGAAAGGGUUACCAAACAUCCACUCGUUCCACUCGCCCUUCAGAACGCCGGUCACACAGUGUCCUACAAAUCGAAUACAAAGAGGAACCCAAGAGUAACCAACGGCCCCCGCAGCCAACCCGAGAAGCCGCAUCAUAUUGCAAAUUUCACCGCAGCAACGGUCACAGCACGGAGGAAUGCAGGCGCCUCAAGGAUGAGAUUGACGAACUCAUCAAAGGUAGUACUCAAAGGCGUGGAGGAGAUAGUGCACGUUCUUCAGGAAAUGGAAGGAGACACCGUGAUCGUAGCAAUUCCCCAGAUAGGAGGAGGACCAGUCAGUCCAACACUCGAUCUCACCGCGAACGAGACAACAGAAAAGAUUCGCCACAAAGAGCCAGAGCCCAAGCAAGCCCAAGCUGCGGAGGAAGGCGCGAGGAAGAAGAAGAAGACUCUGCUGUCAUCAAACAUGGAGUGAUCAACAUGAUCUCUGGCGGAUUGAGCGGAGGAGGAGAAACGUCGAACGCCAGAAAGAAGCACUUAAAACAAUGCUUGGCGGUUGCAGGCAAAGUGAUCAGCAAAGUAAAAGACGAGCAUGGUACAGCCAGGCCCAACAUCGUUUGGGAUAGCAGCGAUUUGGGCGACGUUCUCCCAGGACAUGACGACCCGCUCGUCAUUCAAGCAAUAAUUGCCAACUUUGGCAUUAACUUCGUAUUUGUUGAUCACGGAAGUUCCGCCGAUAUCUUAUUCUUACCAUGUUUUAAGGCGUUAGGAUUUACGGUUAAUGAUUUAACUCCUGUCGCAGGUGAACUCUCAGGUUUCAAUGCUACCACAACCAAGCCACUGGGAGUGAUAAACUUACGACUCUCCCUUGGAACGCCGCCAGCGUCGCGGUCUGCAGACAUCCAGUUCCUGGUGCUCGACACGCCAUCAGCUUACAACGCCAUUCUUGGCAGAAGGAUGUUCGCCGCCUUUGAGGCGAGCGUCUCACACCCUCAUUUGGUGAUGAAGUUCAUAGCAAGAGAUAAUAAAGUCGCCACAGUGCGAGGAGAUCAAAUAGUAGUCGGAGCUGCUACAACAUAUCCUUGA
This is a messenger RNA of Gastrolobium bilobum, 1749 nucleotides long. RefSeq lists its product as uncharacterized. Bases 1 to 1749 code for a protein of 582 amino acids. The record is from RefSeq and is a predicted model, not a curated record. Lineage: Eukaryota; Viridiplantae; Streptophyta; Magnoliopsida; Fabales; Fabaceae. The transcript has a single exon.